AAAGUUUAAAAUGGUGCUGGUCUUACAACGUACAAAUUAUAUAUACAAAAUAAGAUAAAAUUUCCCUGUGUUUAAUAAAAAAUGCUUUGAGAAAAAAAGUACAAACCUAAAAUACCAAAACAUGAAAGAUAAUCAAAUAAAUGAUAAAAUAAAUCCAUGUUUAAUGUUAAGCCACGAACAGCCAUUUCUAUAUUUAUUACUGUAAAAUCUAAUUUAGGAAUUCAUGGCAAUUGUUAUCAAGCUAAGCCUCACAAAAUAUACAACCACAACAAACUAUAACAAAAAUAGACCAAAUUAAAACAAAUUAACUGAAUCAACACUCACAAAUUUCUUUAUAUAAAAAUUUCAUUAAAAUUUGUAUUAAACCCCAAACCCAACCACCCUCUCCUUAAUCUCAUCACAUAUUACAGAGAGACCUGAGAAAGAAUAACCAAAUAUAUAUAUUUUUUCAAAAUUAUAAUAAUAAAAAAAAAAUUCCAAAUAUUAUUAUUGUUUGGAGUUAGUAUAGAUUUUUUUUUUUUCUAGAAAGAAAAUUUAUUAUUUUUUAUUAUUAUAUAAAAUAUGGCUUUCAACGUGUGUAAAUCUUUCUCAAUGGUCUUUCUGGGAAUGGCUAUUUUAUUAGUUUUAGCCGGCCCAGCCCACGGCCGUCGGCUCAGCCGUAAAGGUCGUAGCUCAGGCGGCGAUAUUUGCCGUGGAGCCGACUACCCAGCCGUAUGCCGAGCCGCCGUUAAGGGCCAGAAGAACCCGUUCGUGGCCACACAAGUGGCGUUAAAGCAAUUGAUUUCGUCGACUCAGGGUGCGAAAAAAUCGGCGUCAAAAGGGGGAAAAGGGUCACAGGUUCUUGGGAUCUGUAAAGAAAAUUACGAUGAUGCCCUUGAUAAUCUACAGUCAAGUUUGAACAAGAUGAGGGCCCACGAUAAGGGCAGUUUUAAUAGCUACGUGUCAGCGUCACUGACCGAUUUUGUCACGUGCGACGAUGCGUUUUCGGAAAUGGGUAUUACUUCACCGCUCUCCAAAAACAACGCAAGGCUCCGCCGAAUGGCAAGUAAUAUCUUGUAUUUAGCCACUUUGUGGCGCUAAAACACCUAAUGGGCUUAGGAUAUUGGGCUUGGGCCUCAAUUUGGGCUUUCAUUUUUUUUUUCUUUUUUUUUUAAAUUGAAUUUCUUUUAUUUAAAUGUUUUUUUUUUUGGAAAAAGAAAAAGUGUUUAUAUAAUGAAAGAAGAAGAAGAAGAAGUGGUGCUACAUUUGUUUGUUGUGUUAUUGGGGUGGGUUUUAAUUAAGACUUAAAAGUGGGGUGAUCGUGUCUAUAAUUAAUUAUAUUUAUUAUCUAUUUUUGUUUACUAAUAUUAAA
Messenger RNA from Cannabis sativa, 1351 nucleotides. RefSeq names its product pectinesterase inhibitor-like. Bases 562 to 1080 code for a protein of 172 amino acids. Gene Ontology annotation, biological process: negative regulation of catalytic activity. The record is from RefSeq and is a predicted model, not a curated record. The transcript has a single exon. NCBI's taxonomy places the organism in Eukaryota, Viridiplantae, Streptophyta, Magnoliopsida, Rosales, Cannabaceae. Gene Ontology annotation, molecular function: enzyme inhibitor activity.